Gossypium raimondii (Peruvian cotton) is the source of this 906-nucleotide messenger RNA. RefSeq lists its product as uncharacterized. Lineage: Eukaryota; Viridiplantae; Streptophyta; Magnoliopsida; Malvales; Malvaceae. The record is from RefSeq and is a predicted model, not a curated record. Bases 131 to 742 code for a protein of 203 amino acids. The transcript has 5 exons.
UAAAACAUGGGAUAAAACUUGGUUCCACUGCUUUGUUCAAUCAAAAUCACUGCAGGAAACAUAAGUCAACCACAAGUCCUCAUCUUCUCUUGCAACACCCCACUUUUAUUUGACUUUUUUUCUCUUGUUCAUGUCUCAACGAGGAUCCAAUCCAGAUGGUAACACUCAGGCCAGCAGGUUUAUCAAUGAAUUCCCAGUGUUCAUGAAUCAGAUCGACUUAUUAAUAGCAAAAUACGAGAAGCUGGUUGACACUGAAGCAACUCAGCUGGAUGAGAUCAAUAGUUUGAAAGUCAUGGUUGCGGACAAAGAUGAAAAAAUUCGCAUACACGAACAACUGUGCCGUGAGCUUCAGAAAGAGGCGAACGAAUUGAAGGCGAAUUUAGAGAAAACCAAGAAGGAACAUGAUGUGAAGGUAUCUGAGCUCGAGGAAAAGCUCAAGGCCAAGGAAAAGGAAGUAGGCAAAAUGAUCAAUAAGGUUGAGGAGAUGGCUAACUCGAUGACUUGGGAAAAGCUAAGAAGCUUGAACUUACGCUCGGGUCCGCAGUUGGAUGACAGCCCAAAUACUCGUAGAUCAAGAUCUAGGGAUAGGUAUAAGGAUAAGAGUCGAUCUCCAAGUAGGGUGGGGCGUUGUUCAAGAUCUUCAAGCGAGAGCGAAGAUGAUUACAGAAACGAACUGCGGAAAACAAUGUGGCCUGGAAAACGACGAAAAUCGAAGUCUAAGGAUAGAGGCAGAAGUAGAUGACCCCUACGGGCUACGGUUUUCAUGAGGUGCUCCCUUCCUUUAUUACCUGUCUCUGUAUGUUACAUAAACUGUGUGAUGGAAAUCACAAUGGACUUCUUUCUUAUAUAUUUCAUGUUCUACACUGACUAUUCAGUAAUUGAUAUUUGAGAUUUGGAUAUUGCAAA